UCAUACUUAUUAUUUAGUAUUUUAUAUUAGUUAUUACUAAACAUUAUAAAUUAUAAUCUUAAUAUUUUAAAUUGUCACAUUUUCAGUUCACGGGUUUUCACCGCUUAAUCAAAUUUCAUAUGGUCCGUGUAGUUUAGAAAAAAGAAAUUACAGAUUCUAAGGUUGCAAAAUGUACAAUUUAGAGAUGCUUCUUAAAAAUAUUAUGUAUUUCUUGUCUACUUUUGAAUCAGUUGACACUGAAUUUUUAAAUGAUUAGUCGUCCUCAAAUCACUUGACUUUUUUUUACUGUCUAUUGAUUGAGGUUCACAGUUUCAACAGAUUGUCAAAAUGGCACCUCGUGUAACUCUGCUAGAUGCUCACAUACUCGAUUAUCACAUUUCCAAAAUAUUUAUCGGUCAAACCUCAAAGGUUUUUAAGUUUUUACCGUCCUGGAUUUUAAACAAUUGCGAGUUGGAAAUAAAUGUAAUAUUACAAUUCUUAUUGACAUAUUAUUCUGUGACAAAAGCAAAAGCCACAUUUGGUCAACAAAUGCUUGGGAUUAGAUUUAAACCAGACCAGUUGACUGAUACAAAGUUAGCUCUGUUUCAACUGUUUACAGUUGGAGCUGAGUAUAUACAAUCAAAAAUAGAAAGUCCUUCAAAAAAUUUUUUGAAUAAUGUUAAUGUAUUACAUUUAAUUGUCGAUGUUUUGAAAGCCGCAUCUUUCUUGAAUUUCUUGUUUUUCCUGCAACAAGGCAAGUACCCAACUUUGACUCAAAGGCUUUUAAGUCUUCCACAAGAGUCAACUCGCAAAAGAAAUAUUGAAUACACUUAUAUGACAAGAGAACUGUUAUGGCAUGGUUUUUCUGAGCUGUUGUUAUUCACAUUGCCUCUGAUAAAUUAUCAGUCUUUAAAACAUAAAAUAUUCAGAUUAAUGCAUUCAAAUUCACAGCGUAAUAACGAAAAAUGGAUUGCAAAAAUGCCAUUUAUAUGUGCUAGGACGGUGUGUAGUAUUUGUCAAGAAAAACCUGUGUUACCACAUCAUAUUAAAUGUUCUCAUGUGUUUUGUUUCUACUGUAUAAGUUCGAUGAGAAUGGUUGAUGACAAAUUUGAAUGCCCCGAAUGUUAUCAUUAUGAAAUUGAUAUAGUACCAGUAAUACUUGAUUAAAUUUAAUAAUUUUAUUCAAAAUGGUUGAGAGUUGAGACAUAUUAAUAAAGUAUUGUACAUAUUUAUUUA
Messenger RNA from Melanaphis sacchari, 1215 nucleotides. RefSeq names its product peroxisome biogenesis factor 2 (gene Pex2). Gene Ontology annotation, cellular component: peroxisomal membrane. Lineage: Eukaryota; Metazoa; Arthropoda; Insecta; Hemiptera; Aphididae. Gene Ontology annotation, biological process: protein import into peroxisome matrix. Bases 328 to 1146 code for a protein of 272 amino acids. The transcript has 8 exons. The record is from RefSeq and is a predicted model, not a curated record. Gene Ontology annotation, molecular function: zinc ion binding.